AUGACGUCUCUCGACCCAACGUCCAUCCUCUCCACCCUCCAAACUUGGUCCACAAACCUAAAAUCCAACCUCUCUAACUCCGUCACCUCCCUGACACUCCGCGACUAUAUCCGCCUAAUCUGGAUAAUAGGUGGCUAUCUGUUUCUACGUCCGUAUCUAGAUUCUGGCUUCCGCAAACUCUUCACAUCAAACAUGGAUAAAUCCGACGCAGAGGAAAAGGCGCAAGAGCAGGCAGAGGCCGCUGCUGUCGGAAGUGUUGGAGCCCGAGCAAAGCUGUCUGCAAAUGCGUUGAGGGGAGCGCUGGGUGACAAUAGUGAGAGCAAUGACGAGGAGGAUGGGAAGGGUGAAACGACGGGUGUGCCGCAGUGGGGAAAGAGUGCGCGGAGAAGGCAAAGGAGGGUGUUGAGACAACUUGAGGAGGCGGCAUUGAGGCAUAAGGAGGAGGAAGAUGACAAGGAUAUUGCGGAUUUACUCGAGGAUUGA
Messenger RNA from Paracoccidioides brasiliensis Pb18, 483 nucleotides. RefSeq lists its product as uncharacterized. Gene Ontology annotation, biological process: protein transport. The record is from RefSeq and is a predicted model, not a curated record. The transcript has a single exon. Bases 1 to 483 code for a protein of 160 amino acids.